Molecule: messenger RNA, 2763 nt
Organism: Eurytemora carolleeae
Lineage: Eukaryota; Metazoa; Arthropoda; Copepoda; Calanoida; Temoridae
Gene: Reph
Exons: 6
Coding region: 431-1321 (296 amino acids)
Source: RefSeq, a predicted model, not a curated record
ACAUAUAUGGGGGGAGGAAGGUUGUUACUCAGACAGCUUUAAGCAAACCCUACAGAAAGGUUGAAAUUUUUACGACAAACCAAUUAUGUAUUUCACAUCUUUGGUUAUAAAUCUAUGAAAGAGACUGAAGUUUGAAAGAAAUUCUUUAGUAUAUAAAAACUUUCUUUAAAAAAUCGACAACUGUCACCUUCCUCCCCAGCCAGCUGUAAUAUAGUGUGGUCCAACAGCUGAUUACUGGGUUCCGAAAUCCGAAGUGGCAGUCCAACCCCGCUCAUCUAGGGGUAUGCUGUGGACCAUAAUAACCAUCAUAAUGGAGUCAAGUUUCCUAAAUACUGGUCCAUUUUAGUAAUUUUCCAUCCUCGACAGUCAGCACGUCUUAGAUAAUUGUUCCAUCUUCUACUACAGAUGUAUUAUUGGCUGAGAGAAAAUAAUGAGUGUCAAUUUUGUGACUAAAAAGCUAGAGGGACAAUCACUUGGUGAACAAUUUAACGACAUUGUUGAAAAAGUACAAGAAGACAGUGGCACAGAAUCAGACGAAGAUAUUGAGCUAACUGAAAGGGAGAGCGAUAACGUUGACAGCGGUAUAUCACUGAACCUGCGUUCAGCUGCGAGACUAGGAGGUCGAAGUAGACAGUUGACGCCACUAGUUAAGGAACCUGUUGCAGUUGUUUUCUCAGAGACAAUGAUUGUAGGGGAAGAUAAUGACAACCACUCCAGUGAGGAGGAGCUGGAAGAUAUUAUUGGCUCUGCACGGAAGAAGGUUUAUGUAAACGGAACUGUUCCUACAGCCGCGAAAACUGCACCUGGUCGUAUGAGUGCCGUAGAGAAGCGGAAAUGGAGUGAAGUAGAGCAAGGUGCCAGAGCUGGUUCUGGUAGUUCUGCAGAUGAGGAGGUGAGUGAGUUGAUGGAGGGUGUUUACACCCCUGUACAGUUCUGCACAUCCCCUCCCCUCAACGUUUACAAGCCUCGGCGGUCUCAAAGCCCGCCACCAAAACUUUUCCAUAUGGCGCCCUCAGGGGUGGAUCAAGAACAGGCGCUUGGAACAGAACAGCGACCUGCAAAUCAGACAAAUUUGAGAGAGGGGCAGAGAUCAUCUGGAGCAUUCCGUCCUCGUGUUCGAGGUUCAGGAGUUCUUGUGCUCCGAGGACAAGAGGAGGAUGAGGAGGGGGAGGAGAGGUCACCUAACAAGCGACACAGAACAACACCAAGACCUCAUAACAUUCCUAGGCCAAGUUUGGACUUCGAAAAAAUGCAGCAGAUUAAAACAAAAGUUGUUACGUCUUGGAGACAGGGGGCGGAACUAUCUCUAUUCUGCUGGUAGCUCGAAACAUCUACCAAGCAGUUAUGUAAUAAAACGAUUUAACGUAGUAUGUGCUGCUUGUCCCUACCAGCGUACAAGCAGGUCUCUCAAUUGUUGUCAACUGCCAGUUAAAGACUGUAGUUAAAAGUUUUUACAGUGUAAGGUCUGGGUAGAUAGUGUUAGAAGUGCUUUAUUGUUUAUUCAUUCAUUCUUGCUGAACAAAGGUUUAUUUUCAUAAUAUAUUUUACAUUUGCCCGAGAGAUAAUAAGUUAUGAUUGGCUACGAUUGACACAAAAAAAAAAGACUUUUAAAACAAGUAUUGAAUGAUACAUUUAUUUUUAGAAUCUCUUUUAUAGGUUCUAUCUACCUUGUCCUAACACUGGGUACAGAGAUCUUCCGUUUAAAAGAAGUAAAACACUUAUUUGCAAAAUUUCAAUUUAUCAAAUUGUAAUGCGCGCAUGUUAAAGUUAAGAUAAGAAAUUUAGGUUGUAUAUAUGAAGAUUUAAAAAUAUGUUCAUAAAUCUCUGAACAGGAGCACUUACCGAUCGAAAUAUUAAAAAAAAUAACUAGUUAUGAGAUCUCUGUACAGUGUACCCUCUUCAACUGAUCUGGAAACUAAGAAUUGUGAUGAAAUACCACCUCCGCCAAGAUUUAACCUUCCCCCUCCUUAGAUAUUUUUUAAUCGAAGGGUUACUCAACCCCCCCAUUUAAAGAUGUUGUGCCUCCAUUUCUAAACUAUCUAAUUUUAAAAUGUAAGGCAAAAUUGCCCUCCCCUUGACUGUAGUCAUCUUUGGCUAAAGGCGGUAUUCUGCAGGUCUGUUGACACAAACCAUUGUCUUUCCUUUCACAUUCUUCAAUUUAGAGACUGUUUCAAUGUAAAAAUUUUAAUAAAUAUGUAUAAAGGGACCCUCCGCUGGCAUUGAAUUCGAAAAUGGCCUUUUAUCUGGUAUUGAUCACGCAUAUAAUUUUCCCAUAAAAACGGAAACAAAUUUAUUAAAUCUUUGCGUAUUGUCCCUUUAUGUAAGGGUUUUGAUCAUUUAUUAUUCUCCCGUGCUCACAUUGUAUGAUGUUCGUUAGGAGACACAUUUAAUGUUCAGCUCUAAAUUACCUCGUUUAUUUAAACCUACUGUAAAAAAAAAAAAACUAUGUAAUUGUCCGAAUUUUCUUCUGAUCAUUAAGGAAAUAUACCGGCCGAUAAUUGUGAAGAAAUUAUAACAUUAAAUGUCUGGGUGAGGGCUAUUUUUAUUUCAUCUAUUUGUUCAGUAUUUCAUAUUUUGAAACCUUACCUUUUACAUAUAUAUAAAUUCAUGCAUUUUAUCAAGUAUUCAAGCACUGAGCUGAGGUUUCAACAAAGAUUGAUUAAGAUUUUAAUACCCCCUUGAAUAGAAGAAAUUAAGCAUUCUAAGUUUCGCUAGUUGGCGAUGAAAUGUUUUUUUAUUCUAUAAUAAACGAAUGUACACUAU